Eruca vesicaria subsp. sativa (arugula) is the source of this 328-nucleotide messenger RNA. Lineage: Eukaryota; Viridiplantae; Streptophyta; Magnoliopsida; Brassicales; Brassicaceae. The record is from the annotation of a GenBank genome assembly.
CUAAAACAAGUUCUAGCUAAUGGUAAAAAAGGAGCUUUGAAUGUGGGAGCUGUUCUUAUUUUACCGGAGGGGUUUGAAUUAGCCCCCCCCGAUCGUAUUUCACCCGAGAUGAAAGAAAAGAUAGGAAAUCUGUCUUUUCAGAAUUAUCGCCCCAAUAAAAAUAAUAUUCUUGUGAUAGGUCCUGUUCCUGGUCAAAAAUAUAGUGAAAUAACCUUUCCUAUUCUUGCCCCAGACCCUGCUACUAAUAAAGAUGUUCACUUCUUAAAAUAUCCUAUAUACGUAGGUGGAAAUAGGGGAAGGGGUCAGAUUUAUCCUGAUGGUAGCAAAA